Molecule: messenger RNA, 1919 nt
Organism: Aspergillus saccharolyticus JOP 1030-1
Lineage: Eukaryota; Fungi; Ascomycota; Eurotiomycetes; Eurotiales; Aspergillaceae
Exons: 2
Coding region: 161-1600 (479 amino acids)
Source: RefSeq, a predicted model, not a curated record
CGUUGCUCCCCGCAAUCUCCGUGCCUACUGUGCUUAUUAGUCUCCUGCCUCACGCUCUCUUUGUUCUUUUUGCUUCUGAAUGUGAUCACUUCAUUAUUAAAAAAAAAUAAUCAUUCUGAACCUACAUUGCCUUUGAUUCUUUUCCUGAUUCAUUGUAAUCAUGGGUAUUCCGAUGUUCCGGGAGCCUUCCCCGACAGAAGAUACGAGGAGUUCUGCUAUCAAAGAUAGUUGCGCUGCCGCACGCUCUGCGAUCCGUCGUCAGGCCAGUGUUCGUCGCCCUUCGCGUUACGGUUCAGUCCUGCGAAAUGCCACACUACGAACAAUCUCUCCUCGGACAUUGACAGAGGAGAUCGAGCGCGAACGCGAACGAGAUUCGAGCAGCCUCCAGCGCCAUGGUCGCUCGCCCAUCAUUCCACGGGCAUUGAUACUAGCAGAGGAGGUUGACCGCGCACGCGAGCGCGAGUCGAGUAGCAUACAGGGACACGUUCGCUCGCCUCUUUCGAACUCUGCCACCGCUGAAGAUCCAUUUGAUCUCACCGCUGGAUUAUUGGAUUCUAGUCGCAACGAAGCCGGUCAGCGACUGCUUAGUGACGCUCUCCGCCACGGCCGUCCUGGCCAACGCCUGAGGAUCCCACGCAGUUCGAUCUUGUCCGACACCCAGCGUAUCGCUUCUCCAGGCGUAGAUACAAACAGCAGACAGGAUCAAGAUCAUCCUCAUUUCACACCUCGCUUUGCCCCUGCGGCCGCAUACCACGGAAGCGCUUCUCAAGCGCGACGACUUCACGAAAUGUCGCUAUUUCCUCCAUCGGAAAGCCUGGGUCCAGAUCUGUCUGCGCCAUUUGCUUUCCCUUCCUUGAGACGUGUGGGCCAGCGGUCCAUCAAUGAUGCCAACCGUCUGAACCAAGAUUCGCUUUCAGAUGGCCUGGGCGAUCGUCAACGGAGCCUCAGCCCAGAUGAUGACCACGCCAACGAUGCCUGGGAGACAUUAUUGACAACAAUCACGCCUGACACAAGUCUGCCCAGUGCUGAUACAUCGUUCAAUUCAGCGUCUGCACCUGGUCCGAAUGCUUCCGCCAGCGACGCUAUGAGAAGCUCUGCCACGGCGUUGCGAACCGUUUCAAACUCAAUCCCCUCAGGCCCCAGUACAAUGGAGAUAGUGCUCGAUCCGUACCCUGAAUACUUGAAUCCAUGUGAUUUCCCACCAAGUGCUACCGAAUCGGAAAGCGAUUCAGAGUCUGAGGUUUCGCAGAAUCCACUGCUUCGACGUUAUCGCGCCGUCCGCCAACUGGAGUCUUUGAGGCGCGCCGUUGAUUUACAAGGGGCCAUGGCACGUUCUCUGGGAACCGUGAGACGAGCACCCGAACUCCAAUCAACCAUGAGUACUCAGCCUCCAAUUCCCACUGUAUCUUUCGCCUUUUCCAACUCUUCUACGGACCAAAACUUGCACCAGGUCCAGGCCGUGUUGGACCGCCUCACACGUCGACAGGAUCUUCCUGACGACUUUUGGGCGUCCGUCGGACUGUCUCGCUCCCUCGGUCAGCGCGAAGCCGACCAGCCAUCUGACGCCGACAUAGUGGACGGACCACUUCGUCGAAGCUGAAAAACGAUUCCCUGGUGCUUGUUUUUCUAUGUACUUUCUUCCUGUUUCUCUGUCCUAUUUUGGUUCUGGGUGAUAGACAAUGCUUGUUAUGCUUCACUUGAGAGAUACCGGGAAACGCGCAGGCCACAAGGGUCGAGCUUUUUCUUAGCGGGAAUGAUGUGUCAGGCGUUAUUGGUGUGUUUUGAUAUCUUUUCCAUUCUGGGCGGCGGGCACCACCCGAUACGGAAAUAAUUUUCUCCAUACAUACUUUUGUCUUUCCUGUACUGAUAUCUCAAAGUUUUCAAUUGAUGAGACCCCUUACUAUCACAGCUCAUGUAUG